AUGGCGGUGAAUAAGUCCGCGGUGUUAAUAGUUUAUCUAUUUGCCAUCAUCACUACUAGUGUUGUUGGUGAAGAUCCAUACAGAUUCUUCAGCUGGAACGUUACAUACGGUGACAUUUAUCCACUUGGUGUUCGCCAACAGGGUAUACUUAUCAACGGGCAAUUUCCAGGUCCAGACAUUCAUUCUGUGACAAACGAUAACCUCAUUAUCAAUGUCUUCAACAGCUUAGACGAACCCUUUCUGUUAUCCUGGAAUGGAAUCCAGCAGAGAAGGAACUCGUACGAAGAUGGUGUGUUUGGAACAACAUGUCCCAUUCCUCCCGGAAAGAACUUUACAUACAUACUUCAAGUCAAAGAUCAAAUUGGUAGUUUCUAUUAUUUCCCAUCUCUUUCAUUCCACAAAGCUGCCGGUGCUUUUGGAGGUAUUAGGAUCCUCAGUAGGCCAAGGAUUCCAGUUCCGUUUGAUGAUCCUGCCGGUGAUUACACUAUUCUUAUUGGAGAUUGGUACAAAUCCAAUCACACUGAUUUGAAAGCCCAACUUGAUAAUGGUAAGAAGUUGCCUUUCCCUGAUGGCAUCCUUAUUAAUGGCCGUGGCUCUGGAGGAUCAUCUUUCAAUGUCGAGCAAGGAAAGACUUACAGGCUUAGAAUAUCAAAUGUCGGCUUGGAAAAUUCACUCAAUUUUCGCAUACAAAACCACAAUUUGAAGCUAGUAGAAGUCGAAGGAACACACACCCUUCAAACCACCUACUCCUCCCUUGAUGUUCACGUUGGUCAAUCAUACUCAGUUCUAGUUACCGCAGAUCAACCGGGUCAAGACUAUUACAUUGUUGUUUCCUCUCGGUUUACUUCUCCGGUACUAACCUCGACCGGAGUUCUUCGCUAUAGCAACUCUGCAGGUGCAGUUUCAGGCCCACCUCCUGGCGGGCCUACAAUCCAAAUUGACUGGUCCUUGAAUCAGGCCCGUUCUAUCAGGACAAACCUGACAGCAAGUGGACCAAGACCAAAUCCACAAGGAUCAUACCAUUACGGCAUGAUAAACACAACGAGAACAAUCGUACUUUCAAGUUCAGCUGGACAAGUGAAUGGAAAGCAAAGAUACGCGAUCAACAGCGUGUCUUAUGUUUCCCCUGACACUCCUCUUAAGCUAGCUGACUUCUUCAAGAUAUCAGGUGUUUACCGUCCGGGAAGCAUCUCUGAUAGACCAACCGGCGGUGGUAUAUACACCGACACUUCUGUUAUGCAAACUGACUACAGAUCAUAUGUAGAGAUUGUUUUCCAAAACGACGAAGACAUUCUUCAGAGCUAUCAUCUUGAUGGCUACUCUUUCUUUGUGGUUGGUAUGGAUGGAGGACAAUGGACAAGUGAUAGCAGGAAAGAGUACAAUCUUCGAGAUGCAGUUUCGCGUUGUACAACUCAGGUAUAUCCAAAGUCAUGGACUGCAAUAUAUAUUCCACUUGACAAUGUGGGAAUGUGGAACUUGAGGUCUGAAUUUUGGGCAAGGCAAUACCUUGGGCAACAGUUUUACUUGCGUGUAUACACAGACUCAACAUCACUCAGGGAUGAAUAUCCUAUUCCUAAGAAUGCAUUACUUUGUGGUAGGGCUACCGGAAGACAUACUCGUCCUCUUUGA
Molecule: messenger RNA, 1629 nt
Organism: Lathyrus sativus (Indian pea)
Lineage: Eukaryota; Viridiplantae; Streptophyta; Magnoliopsida; Fabales; Fabaceae
Source: the annotation of a GenBank genome assembly